AUGGACUGCCCUCGUUCUGUCCGUUCGUGCACCCUCUGCUCCACACACUUCCAAGAUUCGCAGGCCUUGUGCGACGCGUGCUGGACCGCGUCAGGGACGCUCUGCAUCAUCUGCGGCAAGACGCCCGCGAGGACCGAUCGGAUUUACAUGCACUGUUGCAAGAUGUGCUUCGCAGGACAGUCCCCCGCCAUGCUCGCAAAGCUGGUGCAAGUCGAAAGUGAAUCGUACGUGGAAUCGUUGCCGCCCGCCCAAUCGUGGACCGGCAAAGAACCAGCUUUUCAAUUGUUUCUGCACAAGACCCACUCGCAGGAGGCGUUACCAGCAUACUCGGCCACACCCGAUUACGUACACCCCGAUCACUGCCGCCUGUGUCUCGCCCACGUACGGCCCGAGGACCUUCCCGCGCACCUCAUGGAGAUGCACCGCGACGUGCUCGACGCCGAGUGUGAGGUACUGGACUCCUACAGGAACGUGGUACUUCAACGAUCCCUCACAGAGUGGCCAACGCCCAUCAGUCCUCAAAUUGUGCGGGCACGUCUGGCUGCGUUCAAGGCGGAGCUCACCGAUGCCAAUUUUGCCAUGGCACCUUGCGCAGUCUGCGCACGGGACAAGCGCCGAUGCAAGCUCCAGACGACGUACCUACCGGACCCCUCAGACGACGCGUGCCCCGACUGGCUGCAAUGGCCCGCCGACGUCUGGACUGCGCACAAGGACGCUUGGCACACGCAGCUGGACAACGUCUUCAACGUCGACCGGUACAUGGAACUGAUCUUCUGCAAGAGUGAGCGGCUGCGAGAAGCAGAGCUCAACGUCGCAGCUCUGCUGAAGGGAGAGGAAAGUUCCCUGGGCUUCACUACGCCCGAGGCUGCUCGAAGCUGGCAAGAGAGGGUUCAGCGCUGGGCGGCGGCCGUGCGCACCGACCUUGCGGCGGACUCCACUGCUGCGCCCGGCCACCCCGACAGGCUUUGGCUGCUGUACCGCCCGGGCAUUUCGAGGUCCAGCGCAGACUGCCAGGGCGCCGCCUCCGGCAUCACGGCGAACAUGUGCAAGCAUUGCGCGUCCGCUCUGCGGGAACUUACCGGCCCCCGUGAGGAUCGCCGCCCUCGAGUUCGAGUGCCGCCAGCUGCUCUGGCGAACGGAAUGUGGAGAGGCGCCGACCCCCGUGAGUUCGUGGACCUCACGUACGCUGAGUGCAAGGUCAUCAACCUCGCCAAAGUGUAUGUCAGCAUCAAACGCGUGUUCCUGAGCAAGGCGUCCUACGCUCCUACGGCCACUUCGGAGGCCCCCACGUACCACCAGAAGAACGUGGUGGCUUACCCGCAGAGCCCCGAGACCGCACUGACUGCCAUAGGCAUGCUACCUGCGGCCCUUGCACAGACCAUGGUGAUCCAGUUCGUGGGCGGGACGUUUGACGAUCUACACCGACACCCCGACCUCCAGGUCUCCGUGCUCCGCUUGCGCGCGGCGUUCCGGUGGCUCUCCCUCAACAAUUGGAUGUUCAUGUUCGCCACCAGGCAUCACGAGAUCUGGCGCUCGGGCACGUUGCACGCCGCCCUGGAGGCCCUGCUCAGUGCCUACGCCAGCAGCAUUGGAAGCUCCUCCGGCGUUCCGCGGGAGGUACUCUCCGCAGCAACUGCGGCUUCUGCAGCAAAGGCUUCGGUGGCGUCGGAGGGCCCAGCUGACUGCACCGACAGUGGCGCCCGCGAACCAGACCCGACUGGAACCGCUGAAGAUGGUAACGCUGCCGUAGUGAACGGAGGCAUGGACGACGUACCAGCACUCCGCUUGUGGACACGGGUCGUGGAUAAUUUCGACAUCGCAUCGCGUCUCCAGGAUGAGAUUCAUAAGUUGUCGGAGGACCACGACUCGUCCGCUCGCGCGCAGAAGAAGAUGCGGCACAAUGAGGCACUCGCCAAAGCAGUCGAGGCAAUGCAACGGAUGUCCCACGACUCUGUCCGGAAGGAGUUGGACAAGUGGGCGGCGCAAGAGAAGGACGACGCGGCUGCGGUGCAGAUCGCCCACGGAGACCAGUUCCUGUCCUCGCGGGCCGAGAACUUCUGGGCGGCAUGCUUCGUCCGCCUCUUCCCCCGCGGGGAUUGCCAGGAAACGUGCUCCCAGCGCCCCGCUCGCCUGCCCGCAGCGACGUGGGCGAAGACGUUGCUCACUCGAGCCGACACUGUUUGCUGGCGCCGCGACGUGGAGUUCGUGGCCACGCUGUUCAACACUUUCCUGCGGCGCGACCAGAUGGCCAGCGUCGAGGCCCACGUGAAGUCCACGGCCAGCGACGGCAUCACUGGCAUGACAUCGGCGCAAACCACUGCGCUCGCGCAACUCACUGCUGAAGGCCUCGUCUCUUCCGCUGCGGCCGCUGGGGACGCGGCCAAUCUCCGGGAUCUGCUUCGACAGCAAGGGCUCGAUCCCGUCGUGCGCAACGCCGCUCACCGGAUGCACCUCGUGCUCCGACGUGUCCGCGGAUCCGCCGAGGAACGAGAAGGAUUCAUCUGGCGAUUCCGGGCUCUGCGAAUAUGGUCUGGAUGCGCAUCGCUCUUCUUCACCCUGAACCCGCACGACAUUCGGAGCCCCCUCACUGUGCUGUUGGCCCAGGACGACGCGACCUUGUCCCGCAAGUUCUCCCUGGACAUGACCGACGACGAAGCAACCCAGUGGAUGGCCGACUUCAACCGGGAGGACCCGCGGCGCCUUCACCGAGCUGUGGCCAAGGGCCCGCUCAUUGCCACGCGCGUCUUCCACUGGACCGUGCGGCUCGUCAUGCGCGCAUUGUUCAAUUGCGCGGAUGCGCCCGACCAGCUCAACUGCGACGGGAUCGCCGCGAAGAAUUUGCCCGGCAUCGUCGGGCACGUUCGGGCGUACCUAGGCGUUGUGGAAGAACAGAUGCGCAAAGCGCUGCACAUCCACAUGCUCAUUCAGCUCGGCGACCACCUGCAGAACACGUUCCGACUUGCCUGGCACUACGUCGCAUCUAUCACGUUCCGCAGCACGGAAGCAUUCGCUCACUACGCGAAGGACCCUCUCGGACAAGCCGCCCUUCAACAGUUGCCGUUGCUGCCGUUGACGAAAUCGCAGCGGGAGAAGAUCGGGAGCGUUCGCACGGCCGCCAGCAACGCCGCCCAGUGGCAGGGGCGGGGACCCGCUGCGUGCGCCGGCGACGUCGCCGAGUUCCCGUUCUUCCCGACGUCCUUCUCCUCCGACCGCAACGUCGACAGCGGGAAGUGGGCUGUGAAGGCCGUGCAGGAAAUCUUCUCGCGGACCAGGAAAACUGGCAAUCACGUAUGUCGGCCGGCAGUUUGUUACAAAGGGCGACUCGGCAAGAAAGGAUUCUGCCGCAUGCACUAUUGGCAUUGGGCUUGCCAGACCGACGCGAAGACGGGGAAAGAUAUUGCCAAACGUCAGCAUGGCUUGGAACUACGCGCUCGAUGGGACGGCACUGGCGAGCUGCCGAUCCUGCGUUACCCGCCACACGUGGGGCUCCCAGCGCUGGAAACAACGCAUCCGUUCCACUUCCGGCUGAACCCCGCCAUCAUGCUGGGCCCGCAGUGCAACCAUGACUUGGCGGUCCUGCUGCGGUUCUGCGAGCUCCCCGCGAACGAUGCCGACCUCCCGAAUGAGAGCCGCGUUGCCCAAGUGAAAGCAGCGAUGGCCGAAGCUAUGGGGGACCACGAAUAUUACGCCUCGGCGUACUCAGCGAAGUCGCAGCCGCACGCAGACGGCCUGAAAAUGACAUUGGCCGCAUCGCUCGAGAGGAAAGAACGCGCGGCACAGCUGGCAGCCGCGACGGACAUGGUCGAUGACCAGGAGAAGGCACGCAAAUUGUUGCACACGCUGGUGGCCGCGACUAACAACCGGAUGCACAAGGGGUUCCCCGAGAUGAUCAGUUACCUGUUAGGCAAGCCCAUCGCGCACAGCAGCCACACGUUUGUCCCUGUCUUCUUCGGGAAGCUCCUCGCGAUCAUUCGUGCCACCAUGUCCCAGACAGCUCGCGGUGAACCUGUCCAGACAGACCACAGCCAACCGCGACCAUAUACUACGAAGUUGACACCAGCCAAACUCCACAUCGGCGAGUUGGACUACGUGCACAGGCCGCAAGAACUGGAACAAUUUCCCUUCUACUUCUUCUUCGCGAGCUGCGACGCCAAGUUGCCCGUUGGCAAGAACCCCCCGCCGGAAUCUCUUCGGUGGGUCAGGGACGGUAGCCGCCGGCAGUACACGGCCGCGCCAGUGACCAGCGCUACUUACGACGGAGUGCCGCUCCGAGGGGCUUCGACGGACGCAGAGCCCAAUGGGGAAGUACUUUACAGGUACGCGUACUACAUCUCAUUGCGUUUGACAAAGCCGUGGAAGGUGCCCAUCCUCUACGGCAAAUUGCCUGGCCGGCCUGCCAGCGACGACCACCUGGACGAGUGGUUCCUCUAUGCGUUGAAUGUAAUGGUUCUGUUCAGGCCCUUCCGGGCCCUGUCAGAUUUCGUCACCCGCAUCACGUCGACACCGUGGCCGCAUGGAGAGAAAGCAUGUCAGGCAGCCGUCGUGCACGACUUCCGCGCAUGGGAAAUGUCGACCCGAGAGGUGGCUCGAAAGUGCACCGCGGAGACGCCCCCUCUAACCCCAGAGUGGUGGGCGCACAGAAUACUGGAGAGCAUUCGCAACUACGACUUCGCAUCCUCCAGGAGGCAAGCCAUCAGUGAAGCCGUGCCGUCAAGCGUGCAGAUGCCAUUUCUCCCACCGUGGAACGCCGCCCGUGACGAAGCAGCCCAGGCCGCCGCGAACGACCCGGACACUCUGCUGGAGUCCGACGACGACGGCGACGACGAUGUAAACCCGCCCGACAUUCCCUUGGACGACGACAACACGGGCAACGACGCGCCAGCCCGACGACACCGAGCACCCGACCCGGCCAGCCUCCUCUGCGGCAUUUUCCCCGCGGGCGUGGAAAUGGACGACGUGAUUGCUCCAGCGGCAUGGCAGAGAAGCACCGCCGCAGAAGCGAAGUACAUUGUCGAGUUCAUGCGAGAGAACUCCGCCCGGCUCCGAGCGCCGGACGUGGCCUCUCGUGCACCAGUAUUCGAGGAUGCCGUGCGAUUGCGCCCGGCCGCAUCUCUGGCGGCUGCGGACCGGCAAGCGGAUUUCUUCAAGAUGAUUGACGCCUGGAAGGCCGAGACGAGUACGAAGCCGCAGAAGUCCACUCAGGAGACGCAGGAUGCCCUGCAGCAUCGACUCCAGACGGUCAUGGCAGACGGCCGCAGCUCGGCGUUCCCGCUUGUACCUCCGCGUACGCGGACUGCAGUGCUCGACGCUUGCUUCCACCUCUUGCGGGCGGGCGUACUGAACGUGGUCGACAUGCCCGAGAUCAACGUCAAACAGGCGCGCGCGCUGCUUUGGAACGCUGCAUGGCUACAAGACGUCAUGAACCGCGCGUGGGGGUUCGACGAGCCCUCUGGGCCGACUGUCACAGGGCGACCGUCUUUGGCAGACGGGUUUCAACUCGCACUCAUGGGCCCCGGAGGCACUGGGAAGACGGCGGUUCUGAGAGUCGUCGAGGCAAUCAUCUGCUACUUCAACGGCCCAGACACGGUGCAGAAAUGUGCGCCGUCGAACUCGGCGGCAAGGCUUCUGAGAGGGGACACGCUGCACGCACUGUGCAAGCUACCGUUUGGCAACGUGACCGUGUCCAGUAAGAAAGGUCGCCUCACCCGCACUGUCUUGGAGAGCCACCGGAGCCGCUGGGAAGGCGCCCUCGCGUGCUUCAUUGACGAGGUGUCCAUGGUCGCAGCAGCCCAGCUCUUCCAGGCGGAGGUUCGAUUGAAGGCGGCCAAGAACUCCACCCAGGCUUGGGGUGGCUUGGGCAUGACGUUGUCCGGGGACUUCAUGCAGCUCCCACCAGUCGACCCCACGGGCGACAACAGGAGCCUCGCCACGGACCUGGACGAGGUCGACGUCCUGAAUGAGAAGGGCGAGUACGACCAGGAACAGAACGCGGACAAGAAGAGGUCGAAGCACGUGGAGACGGUGCAAGGACUGCAGCUGUGGCGCCGCGUCCGGAAAGUGGUGACGCUGGAAGUGAACGUCCGCGCCCCUGGCACACUCAGCCAGCUGCUGGCGGAGAUGCGUGCAGGCAACAUAUCGGACGCGAUGUGGUCCUUGUACACCAGUCGCAUCUUAUCUUCAGAUGACGCCCGCCCGCGCGAUCCCGCGUCGCCCUUCUCCACGAACCCCUGGACAUACAUCGUCCACAGGCACAAGAUUCGCGUCUACCGAUCCAUGCAGAACGCUAAGCAGCAAGCGCUGCGGACGGGCCGCCGCCUCUACGUCGUCCAAGCCCGCGACGAGCCAGUGGACCCCGCCGACGCUCAAAAAAUGACAGAACAGGUCCAUCGAGACCUCCUGCAGAAGGUGAGCCCGAAAGAUACGCAGGACUUGCCGAGUCUUUUGCCCCUGUACAUCGGAAUGCGCCUGACUAUGUGCUCGAAAGACUGCGUGCGGCUGGGCCUCAUGAAGGGCUGCGUCUGCACGCUCCGCCACAUUGUCUUCGCCGACGGAGAGCCGUUCCAGUCGGACCCAAUGGACGAGAACGUCGUGCACGUACAGUUCAUGCCCGUUUCCCUAUGGCUGCAGGCUGACGGCGGCGACUGGGAACUCCCGGCGGCCGACUUGGCUGCGGACCUCCCCACGUGCACUGACCGGCGCGGCUUGUUUCAAAUGAGACCGACGUGCGGGCAUUUGCGCGCAGCGUGGGAAGAGGAGCAUUUCUCAGUACGCCGCACCACUUACCGUUUGUUGCCAGCAGAUACGAUUAUUGUGUACGGCGCUCAGGGGGGUACAUACGUAGCCGUGGUGGCUGACAUGAAGAAGCCGCCUUCCAUGGACGCAGAUACGCAUUGGCUUGCGUGCUACGUGAUGCUCUCGCGCGCUGUCUCCGUGGAGAGCCUUUUCAUUCUACGCCCGGCCACCAGGCGAGAACUUUCCCGAAAGCCGCCGAAGUUCCUGCUAGACGAGAUUACCAGGCUGGCCGAAAUGGAGACGUCGUCGCUCGGUGACCUCAUCCGCACUUUGCGGGACAUGACAGGAGAUGCGUUGCCCGACGACCUGAUGGAUCACGUCCUCGCGAGCGAUGGCGCGUCGCGCCAGGCAUCCCGGGUAGCUUCCUUCCGAGCUAACCGCCCUGCCAGACACCAGCAGCGCGCGACAGCUUCGCCGCCGCCCUCGCGCCCCGAGGAGGGCCGCAGUGUGCUUCGGCGAACGCGCGGGAAGACACCGCCGCCAACGCUGCUGCCGCAGGAUGGAGACACGUGGAGCGCCGGCGGCGGCGCGGCGGAGCAAGCGAUGACCCUGUCUGCGCUGCCCCCGCUGAAGAAGCCGCGGCUGACGGAGAGUACCGCGGCGCAGGUGCCGCCGCCGCCCCGAGCGCAGGACUCUGUGCCAGGGAAGGCAAUCGAUGCACGCGCUGGCCAUCAGGCGCAGUCCGGGCACCCAGCACCGAUGGCCGACGCUCUCUUCGGCGCGGCACCCCCGACGACACGAACGCGAGCUCCAAGCGCAACAGCUACGUCGAUAGUGCCGUCGACUGCAUCCGCCCGCCCGUGCGGCGAGUGCGGCGCGCCGGAGUGCUGCGUCGACUACGAGCGGUGCCCCUUCUUCUUGCUAUCACCUGCGUCCAACUCGCGCUCCCUGCUGCAGUGGGCACAUGGUGCCGCCCAUGCCGUCUCAGACGCACUGUGCACCCGCGUUGCAACUAUUGGGUCUUCCAUUGGUUCCACGAUGUCCGUGCACAGCGUCGAGUUCGGCGGCCGCGGAGACUGCCUCUUCUACAGCAUUGCCGGAGUGCUGGCUCGCAUGGUUGUCGCUGGUGGCCCACCUGCGCGCCACAUAUUGAAGACCGUGUCUUCGCAAGUUUUCCUCCAGGGCAAGGAUGCCGUCAUGCGAGCACUCCGACAUCUGUCCGCUCGGAUAUACCUGCGCUGGACCCCGGAGCAAGUACUUGACUUCAUGGUGUCCGCCUGUAUGCAGCACCGCACGGGGAUGCAUGAAGACCUAUGGGUUCCGCUCGAUGUUCUUCGCCAGUCCUCUCUGGAUUGCUUCGCGCACGUGGAGAGCGUCCUCGCGUUCGAGGAAAGAUCCGACGGGAGUGCCGUUGCCCGGGUGGCCGUGACAGCUGCGCGACUUGGAGGAGGCGACCGCGACGAAAGCCUGAUCACUAUACCAGACGGCACGGCGCGACUGCAGCACCUUCGAGAAAGCAUUGCCGCUUGCAUGGCCCAACCUGGAAAUAUUCAUUGGGGCACACAAACAGACGUCAACAGCCUCAGCGAGGCCCUCGACAUCGGCGUCUUCGUGUUCCGGAACAAUUUACCGGCACAG
This is a messenger RNA of Prorocentrum cordatum, 8370 nucleotides long. The record is from the annotation of a GenBank genome assembly. Lineage: Eukaryota; Dinophyceae; Prorocentrales; Prorocentraceae.